UCCACGACUGGUCCAUUUUCAUUACAUUUGGUCACAUGCACAGAGCUGAAUCAGAUACAACUGGCGGGGCAUCGGGGUUUUCAACACUGGAUUCUGUGAUGUUCUUUCAUACUACAACGUGAGGUCACGGUCACAUAUUAUCCUGGAAUCCCCGUGUCUGACAGCGCAGCUAUGAGUGGCGCCGGAGGAAGCUACCUAGUCUCCAGGGGGCCCCUGCUAGCCCAACUCAGUGCCCUGGCGACGCAACCAAAGGAAGGGACAUCCGCUAUCCUCACCAAAGAUGCCCAGUCUGGCCAGAAGUCGAAAGAAUUCUUUUACAUCAGAGGUGAAGACAAUAUAUGCGCUGGGAUGCCCAGAUCGGACAACAUAGCUAUGAGCAGGUCCACGCUGGUCAAAGUCAGUUCUCUGGCGAUGCAUUCAGAGGAAGAGGGUACACUCUGUCAGUAUGGCUCACUGAAGUCGGAAGAUGACUUCAUUAUGAUAGAUAAAGGGGACAAAGAUGAGAAUGAGCAACCGUUAACAGUUGAAAGGGCUUCGAUAAACACAUCUAUACGCAUAGAUUCAGUACAGCCGCUAACAUCAUCUGUAGAAGCUCAAGACAAGAGAAACGACACAGGACAAUGCUCAAAGGACAAAGAGUCCCAAAGAGUAAAGAGACACGGUAUCGCCAGCUGGAUGGAACUCACCUUCAGCAGUGAUGAACUGGAACAGAUGGCUCAAGUGGCUGAUAAGCAGGUUGUUGUGCCACAGUUGUCCAUCGACCAGGAGGUGCUUGUCGUCAUUGAUAAGACCAACCGUCACGAAACUAUGAAGCUUGUUGGCAUGGCAGACACUAUCAAUGUGCUGAAGGAAACGCUUAAUAAUUUACGAGAAAUGUGGGACACCAGUCACAAGAAGAACCAAGAUAAACAGAGAUCACCAAGGAUAUCUACAUCAAUCCUUAGAGGUAAUCGGCCACGAGAAACAUCUGCUCAAAAACAGGCUUCCAUCUACCAAAGUAUGACCAGCGUUCCAAAGGAAGAAAACCCAGCUCCAAUUAGCACUCUGUUGGACAACGCGACAUCAAUCCAAAGAGAUAAAAAAACACAGGGAACAUUAACACAAGAACAGCCAUCACUGCACUCAAACGUUGAUGAUGUUCUAAAGAAAGAAGAGUCAGCUAUUCGUGUUGCCAUUGAAGUUUUGAAGUAUAAGCCGAAUGUAAAAACAGUUGACAGUCGACCUAGCGCACAAUCUGCAGUUCCAUUUACACAAGAAAAUCAAGGACUUAAAGUGACCGUUGGCUUCAAUAGGAUAGAAAAACAAAACGCUGAUGUCAUAGUAAAUACAACCAACAGACAGCUGAGCCUGAGUUGCGGGUUUGGUGUGUCCUACAGCCUGCUGAAGGCGGCUGGUUCCGACAUUCAGACAUGUCUAAGACACACCUAUCCUAACGGGAUAGAUCACGGUGAUUUGGCGGUGGGUCGUUCUGGAAAUCUUGACACUUGUAAAAAGAUCUACCACGGAUGUCUUCCAUUCUAUAAAGGGUUCAGCGACACAGCACCCCCUUCAAAGUGUUACGAGUUGCUGGUGUCUCUGGUGUUCCGAUGUCUCAUCCAGGCCUGCAAGGAUGGAUUUCAGACAAUUGCUCUGCCAGCAUUCGGCACAGGAGCCCUACAGUAUCCUACCAAGAAUGUUGUACAGCUCAUGUAUCAUGCCAUUGAUGUGUUCACCCAAGACGAAAGAGCGGGAUCUCUGAAAGAGAUUUUCAUAGUUAUCUCCCGUGAAUCAAGACUGGGAGUGAAACAGCUGUUUCUUGCUCAUCGUCUCUCCCAUAAGCUCAAGACAAGGCACUUGGCUAACCCCAGAGGACGAACAUCUUACUUAUCACAAAUGUUUCGAUUGUGGUUUGGCACGGGACAGGAUUUCGGUUUAUCUGACUAUUUAUCACAAGAGAUACAGAACUCGCCCAAAUGUGAGGUUAGGAUCAUGGUCGCCGACACGCUUGUCCAGGCCAUCAACGUAGGUGUUGUGGAGGCGUGUGAUAUCACAGGCGCAGUGCUCUUGAUCUGGAGAAUGGAAGAUAUUACGAAUCCAAACGACCAUGCAGGCCUUACAUGUAUAAACCGUGACAGACACGACUGGGACUGCUGUAGAGAACACGUAGCGGAUUUAAAGAGGACUAGUUGUGUGGCUGACACGACCACCGUGCCGGGGACGACCCUCAUCCACACCUACAGUCGCAGCGUCAGCGAGGCCAGUGUGAGUGAGGCAUUGCAGAGAGGGUUGCGUCUUGCUGCCAAGGAAGGGUGUUACCAUGUCACCGUACCGCUGCCUUCUGAAGGCAGCCUCGCGGCAAGACCGGAUCAGUCAGCUUCCGCCAUUGCUUCUGCCAUAAACCGGCGUCCCUGUGGGGUGUAUGUCGUAACAGUCAUCAUCCCCGAUAACGACAUCUAUGUCGGAAUAGUAACCAGAAUCGCCAGCCGUGGAAUAGUUCAGGAGCCCCCGGAUGUCGACAAGGUUUCCCUAGUUGAUUCCUUGUGGAAAGUUACGUUCUCCCGUCAGCAGAACCUUGCAGCGAUGCUUAACACAGCGGUGGAUGCCGUCAUGGUUGUCACGUCAGAUUCGGAGGAGACAAACAGGAACGCCGCCAGGGAUGUGGAGAGGGAGCUGCACGUGCAUCUGAAUGAUGUCGUGUACUCUCGCAGACAGUAGGGUAACCUGACUGUCUUCAGUUUACUCUCUCAGAAAAUAGGGCAACCUGACGCUCUUCAGUUUACUCUCGCAGACAGUAGGGCAACCUGAUGCUCUUCAGUUUACUAUUGCAGACAGUAGGGCAACCUGACGCUCUUCAGUUUACUCUCGCAGACAGUAGGGCAACCUGACGGACUUCAGUUUUACUGACCUUUCCAGACAAUAGGGCACCAUGCCUGUCCUCGGAUGACGCCUGAGAUUACUUUCGCAGACAGUUGGGCAACCUGACUGUUUUCAGUUUACCCUAAGAACAACAUACCCGUUUUCGGAUGACAUUGCACCAAUGCAUUCAUGGCAUCAUUUAAUAAUAGCGAGGAAAUCAUGGAUGAGAAUUGAUGCUACACUUUGACUGUUUGCAGGUCGUACAGAGCAUCACUUUGUAGUAUUUGACGAUGCAUUCACGUGAUUUAAGUUAAGGCUGAUGCAUUGUGUUUCACACUCAUAUCUAUCUAUAUAAAUAUUGGUAAGUUAACAUUGUACAGCUACUGCUUGAUUGUGCCAAAAUUCCACACCCUGUCUUUCACACAUGGUCAUAUACAUGUACAUACCGUACAUUAUGCCUACCUUCAUAGAACAUAUGUGAGGAACGGAAAUAAACUAUUAUAUGCAUUAUAUAUAUCAUUAUUAUCAAGUAAUGUCUUUCCCAGUAAGCUUCUAUAGGCGUUGAGGGGACACAGGUGGCCCAGUUGUCUAAGGCGCCGCGAUUCGCUGUGCAGAGUUGCGUCCCUUGAUUGUGGGUUCGAAUCCCGGUUCGCCCCAAAUAUGUUUCUAAGUUUGCAAGCACCAUAUCCGUGCUCGUGGGUUUCACCGAAGUGGUAAACGUCCGAGACCUGCAUCACUUCGGGCUUUCCUCCCAAAUUAAGCUGACACAUCGUGAUAUAACUGCAAUAAUGUUAAAAGCGAUAUUAAUUAAACCCAACUCACUCACUCACUCAAUAGACGUUGAACGCAGUUAUUUUCUUAAGGUUAGAUAAGGGGUACAAGUUUUUAGAUCAAUGGUCAUAAAGUCUGUGGAAUCUUACAGACCUUUUCCAAAUUGGAAAAUGUUUAGUUUAGUCUGUUCGGUGUUGUCACCGUUUGACACGACCCCUCGUUCCUCGUCGGACUCUUUACACCAUAUGGAAGAUUUACAAACAUUUACAAACAUUUACAAACAUUUAAUGUACCAUGCUAUACGUUUUAACAUUUUAAGUGUAUUUCAAAGAAUUUUAUGUGGAUAUACAGAUUGCAGUCCAUCAUAUUAUGGAAUAAUAUGCAUUUCAUUAAUCGUACAAAUGUUAAUUUUGCAAGAACAUCUGAGAGAUAUGCAGUUACUUCAUGGUAUGCCUUUACCUUUGUUUUGAAGUGUUUUAGAUCACUUGACAUCCCGUCAACGCAUAUCUGUACGGUUAUAUUUUAAUUCUAUUUGUAUCGAUUUACCCAUGCAGAGAUAGGGCAAGACGAAACAACUGGUCGACCAUUGACCAUGUCCACUCAGACGUGUACAUGCUUGAAUGCUUUGAUUCCUGUUGUAUCAAGUCAGAAUGAUCUAUCAGUCUAUAGUACUGCAGCUUUGUAGAAGUUAGUAGAUAAAUAAAUGUUAUUGUGAAUCUU
Messenger RNA from Haliotis rufescens (red abalone), 4326 nucleotides. RefSeq lists its product as uncharacterized. The transcript has 14 exons. Lineage: Eukaryota; Metazoa; Mollusca; Gastropoda; Lepetellida; Haliotidae. The coding region runs from base 172 to 2694 and encodes 840 amino acids. Gene Ontology annotation, cellular component: nucleus; cytoplasm. Gene Ontology annotation, molecular function: transcription corepressor activity. The record is from RefSeq and is a predicted model, not a curated record. Gene Ontology annotation, biological process: negative regulation of gene expression.